CGACCAAUAAACAAAAUGAUGUGUUGUAACAGUUGUGUUAUAUCAGAUGAUGAUGAUGAUGAUGUUGACUCUUUACAGACAAAAGCACAGGACAUUCCACACAAAACAGGUGAAACAAAGGAAGUAACCACCUCGCAAGACGUCAGAGCGACGAUUCCCACAGAGGAACAUAAAAAUAGUUCAGAGACUACCCCAAAAGAGAAAGUAAAAGUAGAUUCCUCACAGGAAGUUGGUCUUGAAGAGGUCCAGCUUCAGAAGAAAGUUUCAUCUCUGCAGACUAUACCUGAAAAGCUUGAAAAGGUACCAGUUAAGGAACAGGAAGUGCAGACGACAGAGAAAGUAUUUGGAAUCAUGUCUGCGUCUGAAUUACAGUCGGCUGUCAACAGACUUGAGGCAGUCGCUAGUCGUCUGGAGACCCUGGCCCAGAAAUCUACCUCCGCAGGGUCAAGCAAAUCCUCCUCUGGGGGAGGAGAAUCAGAAGUUGUUACACCAAGUGUGACUGCAUUUGAUGAGAUCGUGAACAGCAGUGUCGGCAAGUUUGUAGACCUAAGCAACAAAAUCCAGGGGGAUGUUCAGACAGUGGGUGCCAUGGUACAAAGGGGAUUCAACAACCUACGUCAGUAUAUCUAUGUAGCCUCCAGGAGCAAACAGCCAAGUGAGGCUGUCAUGGAAAAGUUAUUUGAUCCAGUCAAAAAAGUGAUUGAAGAGGCCAUGACAUUCAAAGAUAACAACCGCCCCAGCAAACAGUUCAAUCACUUGUCAGCCAUAGCUGAGUCACUGCCUGCCCUUUGCUGGGUCCGAGUGGCCCCCACCCCCGGUCCAUAUGUCAAAGAUAUGCAAGAUGCUGGGAUGUUCUACACCAACCGGGUUCUGAAAGAAUACAAGGAUAAAGACCAGACCCACGUGGAUUGGGUUAAGACCUGGAACGACACGCUGAGUAAAACCAUCGCUUACAUCAAGGAGUUCCACACCACCGGUCUGUCCUGGAACCCACAGGGAGGCGAGGCCAGCGCAGUGAGUGGUUCUACUGGAGGGGCACCUGUUCCCCCACCCCCCGGCCCCCCUCCACCCCCUCCCCCUCCUGCCUUUGCUGCCCCUCCACCCUCCUCUGGACCCUCUGAGGAUGAUGCCAGAGCAGCACUGAUGGAUGCCCUAAAUAAGGGGACAGAUAUUACCUCAGGCUUGCGACACGUUUCCGAUGCCAAGAAGACCCAUAAGAACCCGAACCUUCGGCGCACCAGUCAAGAUAACGCUGAUGGACUGAAGAAGGUCACAGAUGAUAUGAAGACUCAUAAAAACCCAACAUUACGUCAAGGCCCUAAACCCUUCAAAGCCGCUGCCCCACAGACAGCCCCCAAGCCUGGCAAGCCGGCAGUGCAGGCCCCUGCAGCUGCCGCCAAGAAACCGCCAGUGUUUGAACUCCAGGACAAACGUUGGGCCAUUGAAUAUCAAGAGGGUAACAAGAACAUUGAGGUAGCAGAUACCAAUCUCAAGCAGACCGUGUAUGCAUUCAAGUGCAACAACUGUGUCAUCAAAGUCAAGAACAAGCUCAACUCUAUCACACUGGAUAGCUGCAAGAAAACUGCUAUUGUCUUUGAUGACGUCGUUUCCUCACUAGAGUUCAUCAACUGCCAAAGUGUUCAAGGACAGGUGAUGGGUAAAGUUCCGACCAUCAGCAUUGACAAGACAGAUGGUUGCCUCAUCUACCUUAGCAAGGACUCCCUCGAUACAGAAAUAGUCACCGCUAAGUCCUCAGAGAUGAAUGUCCUUGUUCCUAAGGAUGACGGGGACUUUACUGAAUUCGCCUUGCCAGAACAAUUUAAAACAACCUGGGAUGGCUCCAAAUUUAAUACUGUUCAGACUGAUAUAGCGUAAGCCAUUAGAAGCUGCAGUAAAGGGAAGGGGUUCUUGCACCAUUCCGUCACAUCAUGGACCAUGCUUUACAUAACGCCGAUAUUGUUUUGUGCGAUUCUGAACAGCUAGUAUUUAGUUAAAUCAAUGUAAAACAAGAAAUAUAUAAAAGUAGUGAAAUUACUGGUAAUACCAGUAUGCAAGUCUUUGAUUAUGCAAUGAUUGUUCAAGAAAUGCAGUAUUUUAUUUUUCAUUGUUAUUAAGGGUAUCUAAAUCUUUAAUUUGUGUACGAACACGUAAUUUUUAUUUCAAGUUACAUUAAAAUGCAUGGCAUUUAAAAUGUAACUUGUGUUGAACAUAUGUUUUGAUUUAAAUUUAAUUCUAACACAUUAUCUGUUAUUAAUAUGUUACAUUUUAAGAUGGAUUCAAACUAUCAAAUCUUCACAAAAAUCUAUUAACACAUUAUUUAUGAUGUCAAAUCUUAGGAAAAUGCUUGUAUCGUUAAAGUGAAAUUCUGUGUUGAAGUUGUUAGCAAUGGAAUAAUUGCUUAGUCCUAUAAAGUCUGAAAAAAAUUGUUCAUCCAUUUUGUUAGAGUAUUUCAAGGACUUAAAUAUUCUUUGCAAUACCAAACCAUAUUACAUGUAUUGGCGAAUGAUUGUAUAUCUAGAUCAAGUUUAAGAAUGAAUUUAUCAAUGCGUAGGAUGCAUUUACAGAAAUAUGGAAUACCGGUAGGUUACAGUGUGUUAUUGAGGAGGAAAUUGAACAAAAUGGUGCUAUGAAAGUGGAUAUUAUAUCAUAGAAUUUUGUCUCUUUUGUUUUUCCUUUGGUAUGUUUUUAGCAGGCUACAAACAUUUUUAUUUGUUUGACAUAUCUUCCAUUACAGUGUAUAAUGAACAACACACCAAUUCCAUGUAUCUGUUCAAUUAAGUCUCUGUUUAGAACUUUUAUAUUAUUAUUUCUUUUUCUUUUGUCUUGUGUAAGCUUUUUCUAAAUUCACUAUCACUAAUAAAGAUAUCAGUAUUCAAA
Magallana angulata is the source of this 2877-nucleotide messenger RNA. Its product is annotated as adenylyl cyclase-associated protein 1-like. The record is from RefSeq and is a predicted model, not a curated record. Gene Ontology annotation, cellular component: cytoplasm. Bases 16 to 1875 code for a protein of 619 amino acids. NCBI's taxonomy places the organism in Eukaryota, Metazoa, Mollusca, Bivalvia, Ostreida, Ostreidae. The transcript is spliced from 14 exons. Gene Ontology annotation, biological process: cytoskeleton organization; regulation of adenylate cyclase activity; cell morphogenesis. Gene Ontology annotation, molecular function: actin binding; adenylate cyclase binding.